Molecule: messenger RNA, 4113 nt
Organism: Closterium sp. Yama58-4
Lineage: Eukaryota; Viridiplantae; Streptophyta; Zygnematophyceae; Desmidiales; Closteriaceae
Source: the annotation of a GenBank genome assembly
AUGCUGGCGACAAACACACCCAUGAACGAGACUCUUGUGCGCCGCUCCAUCCUCUCCUGGCUUAGACUGCGCCCCACCCCGCAGGUCUACCUGCUCGGGGACCACCCAAGCCUGCACAACCUGGCUCGGCAGUUCCCGAACCACGUGCACGUGGAGCCUCGGGUGGAGAGCUCGUUCGACGGCGUGCCUCUGUUCAGCUCUGUGGUUGCGAGGGCCGAGGCUAUCGCUCCCAGGCUCCUCCGCCGUCUCCCCUUCGCCUUUGACCAUCUCCCGGACCACAUCCAGCCCCGGAAGCACCGAGGCGCCCAGGAGCUCUCCGAGCCUGAGGUUCGGGAGUUUGUGGUCCGGAACUCCGUGGUGGAGUCUGGCUCGGGAGAGCUGGCGUUUGUGAUGUGGAACCAUGUGGCACGAGACCCCAUUCCGCCCUUUGUGUGCGGCCGGGGGGGGCACUGGCAAUGGCUGCUGCGGCAGCUGGUGUUGGGGAAGCAGAGAGUGGCAGUGGAUGCGACGAGUGCAGUGACAGCAGCUAUGGUCAUGGGCGCUGUUCCUGUGAGCAGUGCAGCGCACACGGAUCGCAGUCACAGUCAACUGUGGCUGGCUGGGGGAUGUAAUCGAGGCGGGGUUGAGGCGGAUUCUGGCGCAAACGGGGGGGGGGAGGGGGGAACGGAGGGGGGAGGGGAUGGGGGGAGAGGUGUGUGGGCGGGAGGAGGAGGGGCGUGGCACUGUGAGGUGAACAGACGGUUGGAGGAGCAGGGUGCGGAGCAGCAGAGGCGGAUGCUGGAUGAGGGAAGGGUGGGACUCCACGCUGGCAGCAGCAGCAGCAGUGAUGAGGGAGGCACCAGCAGUGGUGAGGGUGGUGGCAGCAGUGGUGGUGUGGAUGGCAAGACAACAGGCGGCAAGAAGAAGGAGGUUCCGCAGUUCUCGGUGUCGGUUCCUUCCCCCAUGGACCUUCCUUGGGCCGCCAUGCCGUGCCAUGAUACCAUGACGACUACAUCCGUGUGCCUGCUCCCCCGCGUGCGCCCCGCCGCCUGCCCCUGCGAGCUUGCUCCCUACCACGGCCGCACAGCAUUGGACAGCAUACCCGCCCCCCAGGACCCCCUCUACUUCACCUGCAGCGUCCCUUCGGCCCUCGCCUUGCACUCCGAGUCCGUCCGUGCUGCAUCAGCCAACCUCUCGACUUCUUCUAAUUCCACUCCCGCUGCCGCUGACUCUCAUUCCAGUGGGGGUGAAGGCCAGAGCUCAGCUGCUGCUGCUGUGGGAGGGGGGGCAGGAGAGGCGGAGGGGGGAGCGGGGGAGGGAAGGGGAGUGGCGGUGAGGGAGGGGCAUGCGCUGCAGGCGCUGCUGCCGGUGGUGGCGGACAGGCAUGGCAUGGUGGUGCUGGUGGCUGUGUCCGAUGGCGACCAGGACGUGCUGCUCAGCUUCGUCUGCAUGCUACGCCAUCUCAACAUCACCAACUUCCUCAUUGCAGCAACCGACCUCCCAAUCCUCUCCUUCGCCUACCUCCACUCCCUCCCAGUCUUCCACCUCCCAUCCCUCGACACCCCACUCUCCUCCCCCUCCUCCACCCCCCUCCCCUCCCCCCACUGCACCUCCCUCACCUGCCGCCGCCGCCACUCCAUGCACGUGCGCUCCGGAGCAGCACUAGCCAUAGUUCGCCUGGGCUACCACGUAGCCUCCACGCUCGUCGACACAGUCUGGUUCCACAACCCUCUCCCGGACCUGCUAGCGUUCGGUCCCAACGCAGUGGCCAUUCAGAGCAGCGUGACGGAUGUGGAUCAGCCCGCGAAUAGUGCCGAGGGCAGGAGCACCAUGAGCACGGGGUUUUUCUUUGUGAGGGGAGAGGAGAAGUCGGCGGCGGCGCUGGCGGCGGUGGUGGCGCAUGCGGGGGGGAGCAGGAUGGCGGAGCAUCUGAGCUUCUUCCGGGUGCUGUGCGGGGAGAAUGGGCAGCUGCUGCUGGGCUCAGAUGCCUGCCGGUCACCAUCCGGGGUGAAAACCCGGCUCUUGAACCGCCGCCACUUCCCCACGGCCGCCAUGUUUGGCCUGUGGGACGCGGCCAAUGUGAGAAAGGCGUGUGGGCGCAUUGGAUGCCGCGUGCUCCCCAGUGACCACAAGCUAGAUAGGGCGGAGAAAUGCAGACGACUGCAAGAACGUGGGCUGUGGUUCGGCAAGAACGCACGCGCCCUUAGCGUGGCGAGUCAAGUCGAUCUUCUGCGUAUGAUCCGAGAUCGUAACAUGCGCCGUCUAAUGCGGCAGCCGUUCAAGCUCCACGAUUCCCUUAUGGCGGCCUUCGUUGCUUUCAUUGGCCUCUAUAUCGCCACAAUAGUUAACUCCCUGACGUCUAACGAGACCGGUCUGUCGUUUAGCUACUACAGCCUGCCGUUCUGCCAGCCGGAGGAGGGGAUACAGCGACUGGACGAGAAUUUCGGCGAGGUUUUAAUCGGCGACCUGAUCGAGAACUCGCCGUAUAAGUUCCGCACGCUAGUCAAGCAGCGCGCCGUUAAGGCAUGCGACGUGGGUCCCCUCACCGAAGCGGACGUGGAGAAUCUCAAGUCUAAGAUCGACGGCUUUUAUCACGUCAAUUUUCUCUUGGAUAACCUCCCAGUUACUCUCUUCUCGCUAGAAGACAACGAAGGUGACAUCCUCACCGGCAUCCCCAUCGGGUAUAGUUACAACGGUCAAUACUACCUCUACAAUCACAUCCUUUUCAAGGUCCUGGUGCAUGAGUACGUCGAGUCGCCCGCCGCACUGGCCGGGAUGUCGACGGGGUAUUCCUCUGUUGACGUUUUUCCUCAGGACGGCAGCUACACAAAUCAGAAUUCAUCCUCGAACGGCACCGCGAAGGGGUUCGUGGUCGUGGGCUUCGAAUCCGCGGCUUGCAGCAUCCGCCGCUCCCCGGAUCCCGAAAUCCCGCGCUACUCAACCCUAGAUCCGAUCGACUGCUUCAGAGGCGAUCCGCAGCCCAUUGCUCCCGGGGAAUCCGUCGUCUUUUCUUUCGACGUUUUAUGGGAGAAGAGCCCGAUUCAGUGGGCGAGCCGCUGGGACGCGUACCUAAAGAUGCGCGGCGAUAAGGUCCACUGGUUCUCCAUUCUCAACUCCCUCGUCGUCAUUUCCUGCCUGGCCGCCGCGGUUUUCGCGAUUCUCCUCCGAUCCGUGCAUCGGGACCUAGCGAGAAUCAACAGCAGGGACAAGGAGGAGGCUCAGCAGUUAGCGGACGAGAGCGGGUGGAAGCUGCUGGUGGGGGAUAUUUUCCGGUCGCCGCCGCAUCCCGAGGUGCUGUGCAUUGUCGUAUCAAACGGCUCGCAGCUGCUGUGCAUGGCAGUGGUUACCAUUUUCUUUGCGGCGCUGGGGUUCAUGUCUCCUGCGUCCAGGGGUGCGCUGCUCAUGGGCAUGGUCCUCUUCUACCUGCUUCUCAGCGUCGUCUCUGGUUACGUCGCCGCCCGCAUGUGGGUAACGCUUUCUGGCGUCACUGUUGCCAGCGCCGUUCCGUUCUCCCUCUUCUCCUACCUCUUCCUCCUCUGGUUCGUCAUUUCCGUCCCUCUAACCAUCCUCGGUUGCAACCUUGGUCUGAGGGAGCCAAAAAUCGCCUAUCCGGUGCGGACAAAUCAAAUCCCAAGGGAGAUUCCGGAGCCGAAUUACAUGAUCCACUUGGGUUUUCAUGGCUAUGGAAGCUACACCCCCUGGCUGCUUAUUUUAGCUGGGGGUAUUCUCCCGUUUGGCACCCUGUACAUUGAGCUAUACUUCAUUAUGUCUUCAAUGUGGAUGCAGAGGGUGUACUACGGGUUUGGAUUCCUCUUUGUCGUCCUUAUCCUGCUAAUGCUGGUGUGCGCAGAAGUGGCUGUCGUCUUCACAUACCUCCAGCUCACCAUGGAAGAUUAUCGCUGGUGGUGGCGCAGUUUAUUCGCUUCAGGGUCGGUUGCGUGUUAUGUGUUCCUCUUCUGUGUUCUGUACCUCGUGGUGGACUUGCGGCACAUGCGCAGCCUUCUGUCCGCCACCAUAUUCCUCUGCUACUCCCUUCUCAUGUCUCUGGCGAUUUUCCUUGCCACAGGAACAGUUGGGUUCUUUUCAUCUGCAUACUUUGUGUAUUAUCUUUUCUCAUCCGUCAAACUUGACUAG